CUCUAGUAGUUGCCAUAUGAACCAAUUAGAUUAAAAUGUUAGCUCUUCUGACUCUGUCAACCACCUCACCUGUCGUUUCCUUUAAGUCACAGCCACUUCACACGCACACCUCUCACUACAAUUUCUCUCUUCUUUCCACCUGUUGACCGUUGCACCCACGCCCACUUUCCUUUUCUUCUACGUAGAACUCAACCAAAACUUAGAAACACUUAAAACUUUGUUAGUUUUAUUGUUUCUUCGUUUACUGUGAGUGUUUUCAUGGCUUUGGUAAGGGAGAUUGUGGGUUAUAUUGCUGUAUUAGUGAUUGUGGUGGCGGUGGGUUCUGUGAGUGCCAGGUUUGUGGUGGAGAAGAGUAGCAUAAGCGUUCUGUCUCCGCUGAGUCUGCGUUCGAAGCAUGAUGGUGCUAUUGGCAACUUUGGGACACCAGACUAUGGUGGGUUCAUAGUGGGGUCUGUUGCGUAUCCAGAUAAAGGGGCUUUUGGUUGUGAGGCCUUUGAGGGUGAAAAGCCAUUUAAGUCCAAAUAUUCUCGACCCACAAUUCUCCUUCUUGAUCGUGGAGAGUGCUACUUUGCCUUGAAGGUAUGGCACGGUCAACAGGCUGGAGCUGCAGCAGUAAUAGUGGCUGAUAGCAUAGAGGAGCCCCUAAUAACCAUGGAUUCUCCUGAGGAGAGUACCGAUGCAGAUGGGUAUAUAGAGAAAAUUGGAAUCCCAUCGGCCUUGAUACAGCGGUCUUAUGGUGAGAGCUUGAAGCAAGCAUUGAAGAAAGGUGAAGAUGUUGUGAUGAGAUUAGACUGGAGAGAGUCGGUUCCCCAUCCCGAUGGGAGAGUUGAGUAUGAGCUUUGGACAAACAGCAAUGAUGAGUGUGGGACUCGUUGUGAUGAGCAGAUGAAUUUCAUUAAGCAUUUCAAGGGCCAUGCUCAAAUCCUUGAGAAGGGUGGAUAUACUCUAUUUACUCCACACUAUAUAACUUGGUAUUGUCCUCAGGCUUUUAUUCUUAGCUCUCAGUGCAAGGCUCAGUGCAUAAACCACGGCAGAUAUUGUGCUCCUGAUCCCGAAAAGGAUUUCGGAGAGGGGUAUGAAGGCAAGGAUGUAGUGUUUGAGAAUCUGAGGCAGCUUUGUGUGCAUAGAGUUGCUAAUGAAGGCCACCGGUCAUGGGUUUGGUGGGAUUAUGUGACAGAUUUCCACUUUAGGUGUUCCAUGAAGGAGAAGAAAUACAGCAAAGGAUGUGCUGAGGACGUUAUGAAAUCACUGGAUUUGCCUAUCGAGAAGAUUAGAAAAUGCGUUGGUGAUCCUGAAGCUGAUGUGGAGAAUGAAGUGCUUAAAACCGAGCAAGAACUCCAGGUUGGGCGUGGUUCUCGUGGUGAUAUUACAAUCUUGCCAACAUUGGUUAUUAAUGAUGUUCAAUAUAGAGGAAAGCUGGAAAGGGCUGCUGUGCUGAAAGCUGUAUGUGCUGGAUUUAAGGAGAGAACUGAUCCUCCAAUUUGUUUAAGUGGAGACAUUGAGACCAAUGAAUGCCUUGAGAGGAAUGGUGGCUGUUGGAAGAACGCAAAAGCUAACAUAACUGCUUGCAAGGAUACAUUUAGAGGGAGAGUUUGCGAGUGUCCUGUUCUAAAUGGUGUGCAGUAUCAAGGAGAUGGAUACAUAUCCUGUGAAGCUUUGGGACCUGCACGGUGUGCAAUAAACAAUGGAGAUUGCUGGUCAGAAACAAGAAAUGGAUUAACUUUCUCAGCCUGCUCAGAGUCCCAGCUAAGAGGCUGUCAGUGCCCGCCUGGCUUUCACGGGGAUGGCCAUAAAUGUGAAGAUAUCAAUGAAUGCAAAGAAAGUCUUGCCUGUCAGUGUCACAGUUGCUCCUGCAAGAACACUUGGGGUGGAUAUGACUGCAAGUGCAAGGGGGACCUUCUCUAUAUGAAGGAACAAGAUACUUGUAUAGAAAGAAAUGGAUCCAAAUUUGGAUGGUUCCUUACAUUCUUGGUCUUGGCUGGUUUGGUGGGUGCUGGUCUAGCUGGUUAUGUGUUUUACAAAUACAGGCUUCGGUCUUACAUGGACUCAGAGAUCAUGGCUAUCAUGUCACAAUACAUGCCACUUGACAACAACCAAAACAGGGAAGUCCCAACUGAAGCCCAACCUCUACGACCAGGCUCAUCGAAACAAAAGAUAAACCAAUCAGUGUACAAAUAAGAGUGGUGAUCACACUUACUGUUCAGAGAGGUGCAGAUAGUCAUUAACGAUACCACUCUAAUACCACCUCAUGAGCUAUUGACGCGCAUAAAAUAAUUUCUCGAAUUCUUCUUUUUUCGAUCCUUUUGCAUAUAGAAUGUGGUUAAGAGCUGAGAUGUAAAUAUAGAGUUAAUGGUUUAUGUGCUGAACAAUACAUGAGAGAGAGGAAAAGAAUAAACCAGAAGAGAAUAAUGUGGUGCAUCUGGAUUUUCUAGCUU
This is a messenger RNA of Tripterygium wilfordii, 2435 nucleotides long. Its product is annotated as vacuolar-sorting receptor 6-like. The transcript has 13 exons. The record is from RefSeq and is a predicted model, not a curated record. Gene Ontology annotation, molecular function: calcium ion binding. The coding region runs from base 259 to 2178 and encodes 639 amino acids. NCBI's taxonomy places the organism in Eukaryota, Viridiplantae, Streptophyta, Magnoliopsida, Celastrales, Celastraceae.